AUGGAUGCAGAACAAGUUCUGAAAUUGUUGGAUACCUUCUGGUUUCAGACAACAAUUUUCACCAACAAAACCUCUUCACCUUUUCAUUCAACACUGGACUCGAUGACCUCUCAGGCCCUUGUGAAGGAAGUGCUUCCUUUUGAUUCAAAGCUCCUCAGAGUUCCAACACUUCAAGUGAGGUUUCUUAGUGAUCAAAACUUGGAGUCAAGUGUAGGUGUUUUCUCUGAUUUUCCAUCACCAAACUCUGUCCUCACACCACAGAAGCUGAGGCCAAUUCUUUCUGGGAAGGAAGUGGAAGAUUUUCCCCUGGAAGAAGGUAGUGGAAAGCAUGAAGAAGUAGUCACUGUGAAAAAAGUUAGUCAUAGUGAUAGAAGAAGAAGAUUCAGAAAAGGAAAAACAACUAGGAGCCUGUCAGACCUUGAGUUCAAGGAGCUAAAAGGGUUUAUGGAUUUGGGUUUUGUGUUUUCUGAGGAAGACAGGGACUCAAAAUUGGUUUCUUUGAUACCAGGGUUGCAAAGACUAGGAAGAGAGGAUGCAAAAGGAGUGAGUUCACAACAGAACAUUGAUGAAGAUAUGAUUUGCAGGCCUUAUUUGUCUGAAGCUUGGGAUGUUUUAGACCAAAAGAAGGUUGUGAAUCCACUGCUAAAUUGGAGGGUACCAGUUGUAGGCAAUGAGAUAGACAUGAAGGACAAUCUCAGGUUCUGGGCUCAUACAGUAGCAUCCAUUGUAAGAUAA
Molecule: messenger RNA, 735 nt
Organism: Sphenostylis stenocarpa
Lineage: Eukaryota; Viridiplantae; Streptophyta; Magnoliopsida; Fabales; Fabaceae
Source: the annotation of a GenBank genome assembly